This is a messenger RNA of Aspergillus clavatus NRRL 1, 2274 nucleotides long. RefSeq names its product putative Melibiase subfamily. Gene Ontology annotation, biological process: carbohydrate catabolic process. The record is from RefSeq and is a predicted model, not a curated record. The transcript is spliced from 2 exons. Gene Ontology annotation, molecular function: alpha-galactosidase activity. NCBI's taxonomy places the organism in Eukaryota, Fungi, Ascomycota, Eurotiomycetes, Eurotiales, Aspergillaceae. The coding region runs from base 1 to 2274 and encodes 757 amino acids.
AUGGGGAACGAGGCCGUCGCCAAGGAAUGGUGGGGUCUGGGAUAUCUAUACUCAACUAAACACCCAUCAUUGGUGCAGCAUGGCACGGGCUCUACUCCGUACAAUUUAGGUAUAGAAUACGAUAUGCGGUCCCAAACCAUCACCCUCGAAAAUACUUGCAUUCGGGUCACUGUUCUCAUUGACAAGGACGGAGCAGCAUAUCUACAAGAGGUGCUUCCGCUUCCUGCAAUCUCGCCGACCCCAUCUUCUCCCAAUUUCAGCAAUUCAUAUUGCUACCUGUUGGAGGCACGACUAGCCGGGGAGGGAACAGCGAGAAACAAGUCCUCUAAGAGCCUGGUAGGAAGUUAUGUUGGCUCUCGUUUGCGAUAUCAGUCUCAUGAGUUCGAAAAUCGCCCGGAUAGUCGGACCCUUCACGUUCGAUUGCUCGAUGAUGUGACCGGAGCGACAGUGACAUCCCAUCUGACAAUUUAUCAUGGGUUUCCUGUGCUCCGUGCCACUGCUACAAUUCAAAACGGCGGCGACAAGGACAUUGUUGUCACACAGCUGUCGUCCCUCGUUCUUGGUGGAUUGUCGGCCGGCUCGAACAGAUGGUGGCAUGAGUACAAGCUCUCUGUUCCCACAAACUCGUGGUUUCGAGAAGCACAGUGGGGAGAGCAUGACCUACCGAGUCUGGGUAUCGAUGACUAUGGUGUCUACGGCCGCCCGGAGUAUCAUUGGGGCACUCUGGGGCAUUACUCUGUCUCCAAUCGUGGUACCUUUUCCACAGAGGGGCAUUUGCCCAUGGGACUGUUGAAGCGAAAUGAUGAAAAAGAUAGCUGGUUGUGGCAAAUUGAAAACAAUGGCUCUUGGCGAUGGGAGAUUGGUGACUGGAAGGACAACAUCUAUCUUGCCGCGGGAGGCCCCGUAGAGACUGACCACGACUGGAGGCAACGACUCGCGCCGGGAGAGCAAUUUACCACAGUCGCUGUGGCUCUUUGCCACGUGCACGACGAUUAUCAGAAAGCCUUUUCCGCUAUAACGCGAUAUCGACGGCACAUGCGGCGCAAGCAUUGCGACAAUGAGCGGCUACCCAUCAUAUUCAACGACUACAUGAAUUGUCUAAUGGGCGAUCCAACCGAGGACAAGAUACUGGCUCUUCUAGAUCCAGUCGUUCAGGCAGGCGCCGAAUACUUUGUCAUUGAUGCGGGUUGGUAUGCCGAUGAUUCCGGAUGGUGGGACGACGUCGGGCAGUGGGAGCCUUCCAAAAAGCGCUUCCCCUCGGGGUUUCAAGAACUCCUGGCGAGAAUCGAACAAAAGGGUCUCGUCCCGGGAUUAUGGCUUGAGCCAGAAGUGAUUGGGGUGCGCAGUGUGGUCGCGAACCAACUCCCGGACGAAGGGUUUUUCCAACGAGACGGCCAUCGCAUCGUGGAAAAAGACCGGUUUCAGCUAGACUACCGAAAUUCCGCUGUACGAAAACACAUGAGCAAUGUCAUCCAUCGGUUGGUUACCGAGUAUGGCGUGGGAUAUUUCAAAUUUGACUACAAUAUUGACGUGACCCAAGGUACAGAUGUCAACUGCUCGAGUUCUGGAUCAGGGCAGCUCGAGCACAAUCGUGCCUAUCUCAAAUGGGUGAACGAGCUGCAUGAUCAAUAUCCCCACUUGGUAAUUGAGAACUGUUCGAGUGGUGCUCAGCGAAUGGACUAUGCCAUGUUGGCCGUGCACGCGUUGCAAUCAUCUAGCGACCAACAAGAUCCCGAACGGUAUCCCGCCAUUGUAUCGGCCCUUCCCACUGCUGUCGCUCCAGAGCAAGGUGCGGUAUGGGCAUAUCCACAGCCGGUAUGGGACGACGAGCUCAAUGCAAUGACAGUGGUGAAUUCACUACUUGGUCGCGUGCAUCUCAGUGGAAGAUUGGAUCUUCUCCAGCCGCAUCAGUUUGCUUUGAUCAAAGAAGGCAUGGAUGUAUAUAAGGUGAUCCGUGCCGAUCUCAAGACAGCAAUUCCGUUCUGGCCUCUUGGGCUGCCUCACUGGCAUGACGACUGGGUUUCCCUAGGGAUGUCUGCACAGACGGCAGAAGGUCAAGACAGCGGAUGCUAUUAUGUUGCGGUUUGGAGACGGGGCGGCGAUGGUAGCAUGAUGCUCCCCAUAAGAGCCCUUCAGGGUCAGGAUAUGCAAAUCCAGACCAUCUAUCCUUCCGCAUUGGCUACAGAGGUUCAAUGGGUCGCUUCGGAGGGCUGCUUGGUGGUGACAAUUCCGUCCGAGCUGGGUGCUCGUCUGAUCAAGUUGAUGGUCAAUUAG